CUGACAUGGCAUAAAAUGAUUGGUUACUUCUUAUCGUGUUGCUGAAAAUCGAAUGCAGAAGAACGCGCGCGUCUGAAACAGAAUAAAAUUUGGGGGAUUUAGGGUUUUCUUCUGCACGAAUCCUCAAUUAAAUCGUUCCUUGAAAAUGGAAUCCGAAGGGCAAAAAAGUGCGGUGAACCCUUCAGCAAUGUUGGCUUCUUUGCUUAGUAGAAGAGCCAAACUUCAUGAAGAGCUUCGUAAUAUUGAAAAGCAGGUUUAUGAUAUGGAAACAAGUUAUUUACAGGAUCCUGGACAGUGUGGCAAUGUAUUAAAGGGAUUUGAAGGGUUCCUAUCGUCAACAAAGAACACUGCAUUCUUGAAGCGGUCUAGAAAGUUUCAGCCCGAAGAUAGGCUCUUUUCAUUAUCUUCAGUGACCUCGCCAGCGGCAGAAGAGCUUGCGGCUGGACGAGACGAUGGGAGAUCAGAUUUUGGACCUGGUCGAUCAAAAGGUGGAACGAUUUAUGCAAAUGGACAGGGUAAACCGAAGAAAGGAAGAGGUGCGCCAAGAGAUGCGAAGAGAGCAAGGGCUUCAAGUGAACAAGAUUUUGAUUAUGAAGAUGAUCCUGACAUGACAUUGUGAUUGAACAUGUUGGAGCAAAUACAACUUUCUGUUAAACUUUUUGGAAUAUAAGAGCCUGGAAAAACCUGCAUUAGAUAGGCCAUUGGUUCUCUGCAAUUCCUCAUUCUAUGUAUAUAUUGGCUCCUAGUAGGUGGAUUUUCUACUUAGGUGAAUUUUAUGCUUUAUGCAACAAAAAAAAUUGGAAGACUAGAUGAUUGUUUCAUUAGCUUUGUUAUGAUUUGUUAUUGUAAACCUGUACAGAACCAAGUUUGAUCACCAACUUGUAGAAGUUGAUGUUUACCAUUUGCGGUUUUUGGUGGGAAUCCAGAGUACCACUACCUUGGAAAGAAAAAAACAUUUAAAGUGAAAAUGUUCUUUAUUUGUUAGUAACCACAUGUGAAAAUGAUUAGAUAUUGAGACUG
Medicago truncatula (barrel medic) is the source of this 1020-nucleotide messenger RNA. Its product is annotated as chromatin modification-related protein MEAF6. The transcript is spliced from 7 exons. Gene Ontology annotation, cellular component: histone acetyltransferase complex. Bases 146 to 619 code for a protein of 157 amino acids. The record is from RefSeq and is a predicted model, not a curated record. NCBI's taxonomy places the organism in Eukaryota, Viridiplantae, Streptophyta, Magnoliopsida, Fabales, Fabaceae.